CAUUUUUGACGAAUAAAACCAAUUUAGAUGUCACCACAAUAAGUACAUUUUGGUUACCGCUUACCUGACACUUUUGUCCUGGAGUUAUGACAACUCCUCGCGCAAGAGAUGCGCCGCGCGUGGUUUGCCUCAGUUCGGAGCGCCAACCAAUCAUCUAGCCAGCUUCCCCUCUGAUCACGCGCUGGAUUUACAAUUCCGAGCAGCUGCUUUAAAAAAUAACUUGGAGCGAACGUAACGGUCGCCAUGGGGCAACACGGCGCCAAGACUGUCGGAUUCCUUAGUAGUUUUAAGGUGAUGGGGAAGCAAGGUGCACAUUCGCGCUAGACAAACAACUCAACUACAAGAGAGAAAUGAGUUUGAGGUGAUGAUAAGAUGUUGAGACGGACUGUAUCUCGUUAUACUGGAGAGAGGAGUGAGACGCGCGCUGAUCAACCAGAGGCGACACAGAUUCAUGGCUCAACUGUUCUCAACUUCUGUUGAAAGGCAGCUGGAAUGACUCUCUUUUUACAAGUUGCGUGAAUAACUUUACUAACCAAACCAUCGGAGAACAAGUUUGGUCCGGGAUGCCAGAAAAUAUCGCCUUUCUGACGAACAGCACAGAAUUGGGGCACGUCGGUCGCGCGUUGGGUUCGAGCGCGCGCCCCGCCUGGGCAAUAGCGGUGCUGGCCAGCGUGCUGAUCUUCACCACUGUGGUGGAUGUUUUGGGUAACCUGUUAGUCAUAAUUUCGGUGUUCAGGAAUCGGAAACUGAGAAAUGCUGGUAACGUGUUUGUUGUCAGUCUGGCCUUCGCUGACCUGGUGGUGGCUUUCUAUCCCUACCCGCUGGUGUUGUACGCAAUCUUCCAUGACGGCUGGUCUCUGGGGGACAUCCAGUGUAAAGUCAGCGGCUUCCUAAUGGGCUUGAGCGUGAUCGGCUCUGUUUUCAACAUCACCGGCAUCGCCAUCAACCGUUACUGCUACAUCUGUCACAGUUUUGCCUACGGACGUCUCUACAGCUACCGUAACACGCUGCUGUUAGUGGCCCUGAUCUGGGCGCUCACUGUGCUGGCCAUUCUUCCCAACUUCUUUGUGGGCUCUCUGAGUUACGACCCCCGCGUUUACUCCUGCACCUUCACGCAGACUGCCAGCAGCUCUUACACUGUGGUGGUGGUGGUCGUUCACUUCUUGGUGCCCAUCGCCGUGGUGACCUUCUGCUACCUGAGGAUUUGGGUUCUGGUGAUACAGGUAAGGCGGAAGGUGAAAAGCGAGGAACGCUCCAGGGUGAGGCCCAGCGACAUGCGCAACUUCGUCACCAUGUUCGUGGUGUUUGUUUUGUUCGCGAUCUGCUGGGCUCCCCUCAAUCUCAUCGGACUGGUGGUGGCCAUCAACCCAGAGGUCAUGGCGCCACGUAUUCCAGAGUGGCUCUUUGUGGUCAGCUACUUUAUGGCCUAUUUCAACAGUUGCCUCAACGCCAUCAUUUACGGACUCCUCAAUCGGAACUUCCGAAAGGAGUAUGUACGGAUCAUGACAUCGGUGUGGAUUCCUCGGAGGUUUGUGACUGAGACCUCCAGGGCUGCCACAGAUGGGAUAAGAAGCAAACCCUCGCCAGCCAUCAAUAACAACGAGUGACUUUUAUUUACAGCCAAUCACUGUUCAAAAGGAAACAUCAUGGAUGCAUGAAGCAAAUUUAUACACUUGGAACUGUGAACACUUCACUUUUUUUAAUGCUACAAAACCAUUAUACACAACUCAGGGUGUUUUAUUUUUGAUGUUGUGCUCCAUUCCAAAACACCGAAAUAUUUAACUCGCAAUUUAUAAUGAAAAUUAAAUGAAGUACCUUUUAAAUACAUGUAUGUAUGGACUAUUUAUGAUCCACGACUAUUUAUUGAAGACAUUUUGUACAUUUUUGUGGGUCUGUUGUAUAUAUGUUGUAUAAAUCAGUAUGCUUCACAUCUUUAUCAAUUCAGAAAUUCUGCCUUACACUUGAACUUUCACAUGAAAGAUGUAAAAAAUGCAUUUAUUCAAGGUGCCAAAUGUUAACACAUUGAUAGCAAGUAUCUGAUAUACCAAAUCAGUUUGUCAUCAAACCAAAUGAGAUUCUGAAAGCAUCUUAAUUUAAAUGUAACAUCAACAGCUCUUUAAUGAGCGAAGAGCUUCCAGCAGCAAGAUAAAGCACAAACUUAAAAAAAAGCACCUCAUGCGGAUUCCGCUAAGAAAAUUUGAUCUUUUUCAAAGUGAACGGUGACAGCGUGCGGUCAGUCAGUCUUCAGUUUCAAUUUGUGUUCACCUCUUAUCUUUUAAAAAUUAAAUGUCAUUCAAGACUUUGGGGUUAUUACUUUGCCAGGAAACGUGCAUGACUCUGAAACCAUAUGUUUUCUUGAGCAAAUGAUCUGUGAGCAAAACGCAACCUGAAUUUCAAUUAAGAUAAAGGUUACUGGCAAAAAGGGAAAGUAUUAACGAGACCUGGUUUUUGAAUGUAUUAUUGUUAUCUGUGCUUGUUUUUACUUGAUUUGACAAUGUGCGUUUUAAUCCUCCCGACAUUACGAGACGUUCCAUGCAGUGGGAUUGUGCUGUGUGAGAACAUGCUUCGCCAUUGACCUCAAUAAAACAAAGGAACCGAACUGAUGAAAGCCAAGUCUAUUGGUGAUUGCGCAACCUCUCUCUGGUAUGAAUGGGCGAUGAAGGGAUUAUAUGGAGAGAUUGGGAUGAGCUUGCUCCUUAUGGCCACAUCUGCACAGGGAAUUAUGGGGGAUGUGUGGCUGGCAUCCCAGCAGAUGGGGGACUGAGGUGGUUGAUAACAUAAACACUUGGCCAAGUUGAGAGCAAUCUUGUCAUCAAUCUGCUGAAUGCAUUAUCCAGAGGGGUUUCAGAUAGGGAGUCGGGUUGAAAACCGUAGCAGAGAUUCAAUGGGAGUAGACAAGCCUUUGGAAUAUAGAAUACAAUUAGUGAAAAAACUAAAUGUCAUUGACAAUUUCAGGCUAUUUUGCAAGCUAAAGUAGUCACAGUAAAGCUACUCUUUUGAACAUUACCUACACUCUUAGAAAAUAAGGUCCACUGGGGUUCUAUAUACAGUAAAAGGGCGCUUGACUCAAUUUUAAAGAACCCUUUAUGCCAAAAAGGUUCUAUAUAAGGAGAAAUGUCUUAAAUGAUUGCAUAAUACUCUGAUUUUUAAUGGGUAAUUUCAUUAUUUUCAAGUGAUAAAAUGUGUUUAUGAGCUGUUCAAUACAUAUAAUUGACAAAAUUGAUUAAUUAAAACGAAAUCCUAAAAUGUU
This is a messenger RNA of Megalobrama amblycephala (Wuchang bream), 3250 nucleotides long. RefSeq names its product melatonin receptor 1Bb (gene mtnr1bb). The transcript is spliced from 3 exons. Gene Ontology annotation, molecular function: melatonin receptor activity. The record is from RefSeq and is a predicted model, not a curated record. Bases 564 to 1607 code for a protein of 347 amino acids. Gene Ontology annotation, biological process: G protein-coupled receptor signaling pathway. NCBI's taxonomy places the organism in Eukaryota, Metazoa, Chordata, Actinopteri, Cypriniformes, Xenocyprididae. Gene Ontology annotation, cellular component: membrane.